Messenger RNA from Talpa occidentalis (Iberian mole), 4250 nucleotides. RefSeq names its product adenylate cyclase 3 (gene ADCY3). The transcript has 21 exons. Gene Ontology annotation, cellular component: plasma membrane. Gene Ontology annotation, biological process: adenylate cyclase-activating G protein-coupled receptor signaling pathway; cAMP biosynthetic process; intracellular signal transduction. Gene Ontology annotation, molecular function: adenylate cyclase activity. The record is from RefSeq and is a predicted model, not a curated record. NCBI's taxonomy places the organism in Eukaryota, Metazoa, Chordata, Mammalia, Eulipotyphla, Talpidae. Bases 55 to 3498 code for a protein of 1147 amino acids.
CUCGCGCUGCAGCGCUGUCCCUCGGCCGGCCCGGAGGCGCGGACAGCUGCCAGGAUGCCGAGGAACCAGGGCUUCUCCGACCCCGAGUACUCGGCCGAGUACUCCGCGGAGUACUCGGUCACCCUGCCCUCCGACCCCGACCGCGGGGCGGGCCGGACCCAUGAAAUCUCCGUCCGGAACUCGGGGCCCUGCCUGUGCCUGCCCCGCUUCAUGCGCCUGACCUUCGUGCCCGAGUCCCUGGAGAACCUCUACCAGACCUACUUCAAGCGGCAGCGCCACGAGACCCUGCUGGUGCUGGUGGUCUUCGCCGCGCUCUUCGACUGCUACGUGGUGGUCAUGUGCGCCGUGGUCUUCUCGGGAGACAAGCUGGCGCCCCUCCUGGUGGCCGCCGUGGGGCUGGUGGUGGACCUCAUACUCUUCGUGCUCUGCAAGAAGGGGCUGCUCCCGGACCGGGUGACCCGGAAAGUGGUGCCCUACCUGCUGUGGCUGCUGAUCACCGCCCAGAUCUUCUCCUACCUGGGCCUGAACUUCGCGGGCGCCCACGCGGCCAGCGACACGGUGGGCUGGCAGGCCUUCUUUGUCUUCUCCUACUUCAUCACGCUGCCCCUCAGCCUCAGCCCCAUCGUCAUCAUCUCCGUGGUGUCCUGUGUGGUCCACACGCUGGUCCUGGGGGUCACCGUGGCCCAGCAGCAGGAGGCGCUCAACGGCGUGCAGUUGCUGAGGGAGAUCCUGGCCAAUGUCUUCCUCUACCUGUGUGCCAUCAUCGUGGGCAUCAAGUCCUACUACAUGGCGGACCGCAAGCACCGCAAGGCCUUCCUGGAGGCUCGCCAGUCGCUGGAAGUGAAGAUGAACUUGGAGGAGCAGAGCCAGCAGCAGGAGAACCUUAUGCUGUCCAUCCUGCCCAAGCACGUGGCCGACGAGAUGUUAAAGGACAUGAAGAAGGACGAGAGUCAGAAGGACCAGCAGCAGUUCAACACCAUGUACAUGUACCGCCACGAGAAUGUCAGCAUCCUCUUUGCCGACAUCGUGGGCUUCACCCAGCUGUCCUCUGCCUGCAGCGCCCAGGAGCUCGUGAAGCUGCUCAACGAGCUCUUUGCCCGCUUCGACAAGCUGGCACAAAAAUACCACCAGCUGCGGAUCAAGAUCCUGGGCGACUGUUACUACUGCAUCUGCGGCCUGCCCGACUACCGGGAGGACCACGCGGUCUGCUCCAUCCUCAUGGGGCUGGCCAUGGUGGAGGCCAUCUCGUAUGUGCGGGAGAAGACGAAGACCGGGGUGGACAUGCGUGUGGGUGUGCACACGGGCACGGUGCUGGGGGGCGUCCUGGGCCAGAAGCGCUGGCAAUAUGACGUGUGGUCCACCGACGUCACGGUGGCCAACAAGAUGGAGGCCGGCGGCAUUCCUGGGCGCGUGCACAUCUCCCAGAGCACCAUGGACUGCCUGAAAGGGGAGUUUGAUGUGGAACCGGGUGACGGGGGCAGCCGCUGCGAUUACCUCGAUGAGAAGGGCAUCGAGACCUACCUCAUCAUCGCGUCCGGGCCGGAAGUGAAGAAAACGGCCGCCCAAAAUGGCCUCAACGGCUCGGCCCUGCCGAACGGAGCACCAGCCUCAAAGCCCAGCACCCCUGCCCUCAUUGAGACCAAGGAGCCCAACGGGGGUGCCUACACCGCCGGGUCCACAGCGGAGGCGCCCGAAGAGCAAGAGGGCCAGGCAGACAACCCCUCCUUCCCAAACCCCCGCCGGAGGCUGCGCCUGCAGGACCUGGCCGACCGCGUGGUGGACGCCUCCGAGGACGAGCACGAGCUCAACCAGCUGCUCAACGAGGCCCUGCUGGAGCGCGAGUCCGCCCAGGUAGUGAAGAAGAGAAACACCUUCCUCCUGUCCAUGCGGUUCAUGGACCCCGAGCUGGAAACCCGCUACUCGGUGGAGAAGGAAAAGCAGAGCGGGGCCGCCUUCAGCUGCUCCUGUGUCGUCCUGCUGUGUGCCGCCCUGGUGGAGAUACUCAUCGACCCCUGGCUAAUGACAAACUACGUGACCUUUGUGGUGGGGGAGAUUCUGCUGCUGAUCCUGACGAUCUGCUCGCUGGCUGCCAUCUUUCCCCGGGCCUUUCCUAAGAAGCUCGUGGCCUUCUCAACUUGGAUUGACCGGACCCGCUGGGCCAGGAACACCUGGGCCAUGUUAGCCAUCUUCAUCCUGGUUAUGGCAAAUGUCGUGGACAUGCUGUCCUGUCUCCAGUACUACACGGGAGCCGGCAAUGUCACCGCGGUGAUGCAGAUAGAAGACGGCUGCAUGGAGAACCCCAAGUAUUACAACUACGUGGCCGUGCUGUCCCUCAUCGCCACCAUCAUGCUGGUGCAGGUCAGCCACAUGGUGAAGCUCACGCUCAUGCUGCUCGUGUCUGGGGCCGUGGCCGUCGUCAACAUCUACGCCUGGCGCCCCAUCUUCGAUGAAUAUGACCACAAGCGUUUCCAGGAACAUGACUUUUCCAUGGUCGCCUUGGAGAAGAAGCAAAUACUUUCCAGCCCCGGGCUCAACAGCACCGACGGGCUGCCCCUCAUGCUGCCCCUCAUGCCUUCCAAGUACUCAAUGACAGUGAUGAUCUUCAUCAUGAUGCUGAGCUUUUACUACUUUGCCCGCCACGUGGAAAAACUGGCGAGGACACUGUUCUUGUGGAAAAUUGAGGUCCAUGACCAGAAGGAACGUGUCUAUGAAAUGCGACGCUGGAACGAGGCCUUGGUCACCAACAUGCUGCCUGAGCACGUGGCCCGCCAUUUCCUGGGGUCCAAGAAGAGAGAUGAGGAGCUGUACAGCCAGUCUUACGACGAGAUCGGAGUCAUGUUUGCCUCCCUGCCCAACUUCGCCGACUUCUACACCGAGGAGAGUAUCAAUAACGGUGGCAUCGAGUGUCUGCGCUUCCUCAAUGAGAUCAUCUCGGAUUUUGAUUCUCUCCUGGACAACCCCAAAUUCCGAGUCAUCACCAAGAUCAAAACCAUCGGCAGCACCUACAUGGCAGCUUCUGGAGUCACCCCAGAUGUCAACACCAAUGGCUUUACUAGCUCCAGCAAGGAGGAGAAGUCAGACAAGGAGCGCUGGCAGCACCUGGCGGACCUGGCUGACUUCGCACUGGCCAUGAAGGACACGCUUACGAACAUCAACAACCAGUCCUUCAACAACUUCAUGCUGCGCAUAGGCAUGAACAAAGGUGGGGUACUUGCUGGCGUCAUCGGAGCCCGGAAACCACACUAUGACAUCUGGGGCAAUACCGUCAACGUGGCCAGCAGGAUGGAGUCCACAGGGGUCAUGGGCAACAUUCAGGUUGUGGAAGAAACACAAGUCAUUCUUCGAGAGUACGGCUUCCGCUUCGUGAGGCGAGGGCCCAUCUUUGUGAAAGGGAAGGGGGAGCUACUGACCUUUUUCUUGAAGGGGCGUGACAAGCCAGCCGCCUUCCCUAACGGCUCCUCGGUUACACUGCCCCACCAGGUGGUAGACAACUCCUGAAUGGCCUCUCGCCCGGUGACAGUCCACAGGGGAGGGGAGAAUUUACUUUUGGAGUUGAAGAAAGGCCUUGGGAGAGGACAAAUUACCAAGUAACUGCUGAAGUGCACACUCAACAUAGACUUUAGGUUUAACAGUCUCCUCAAGCCUUCAUCUGUUUGUGGCUCUGUGAGCUCUGAGGUGGCCAUACUCCUCCUCAGUAUGCCUGUAGCUUCCUCAGAGAGUAGGGGUCGUAGGCAUAGCACUGGAACUGAACCUUUUGAGUCCUAGUUCCGACCCGCCCUUCUCCCCCCGCCGAGAGGCCGUGGCCACUGUGAGCAGGAGUGCAUGGGGGGGAGCAGAGCUGCCUUGGCGCUGGGCUGGGAGCACAGGGUGGACGUCUCUGCUUAACAUGAGCUUGGCAGAGGGCUGGCUGUGGCCCAGAGCAGCACUUGACAGUAGGUGAAAUGGCCCUCGUCCUGAUGUUCCUGAUAAUCUUGAAAGGUUCUUCUGGAACCCCUGUCACCUUAGUCACGAGAGCAGAAAGUGCAAUAUUUCCUUUUACCUGAUGGGAGGGGGGAGGGGGAUCUAUUUCUGAAAGAAAAAUAUAUAAACAAAUCUUCUACAUUUAUAUUUUUAACUUUCUGUUAAAAAACUUUUCCGAUAUUGCCUUGCCUUUUGAGCUCUUGCUACAGUUGCCUUUGCUACUGCUUUAAAAGAGAAUUUACAGGUAUUGUAAAGAAUAAGACUGUUUUAUUAAAAGCUUUAUUCAACUU